CGAGAGCUUCAGGCGGCGGCGGUGUGUGAGCUGGCGACGGACACCGAAAUAUCUCCACGACGGCUUUUCCAAACAAUUCAAAUCAACGCAGCAAUGAGCACAUCGUUUCUGUAGCGGUCGUUUUGUGACAUAUCCAGGUUGAACAAUGUGCUUGUGAUCGGAGGCAGCUGCACUCCAAUGGUGGAGGACAUCACCUCACUUCACUAGAAUGUACUUGAUGAAUGUACCACCUGUCGCAGCGACACAAACAAAAUGGAGAACAUGUGGCCCACCUGGAGGCUUUAGACUUCCAAACUGCUUCAAUGACUCUGACACUGAGUUGUCCACCAUAGGCACACCUAUCUCUGAUAAGGUCCAGAUGAUCAUAGAGAGCCUUAGGAGCACCCAGUCCUCGCUUGAGAUGGGCGACGAGAUGGAGGGAAAUGUGCUUUCCGGACAGGAAGGUCAUCCCCAAGUCUGCAAGGGUGCAAUGGGAUCUUAUGUGGAAACCAAAAAUAAAGGUCCCACUGAAAACCAACAGGCAGCUAUUUCCUCUCCAAUCAACCAUGAGAGCAGUGACUCGGACAGCGAUGAUUCUGUAGACAGAGGAAUUGAGGAGGCAAUACUUGAAUACCUGAAGGAAAAGGAUGAUCACAAACGAAAGGCGGAACCGUGCUUCACCUUUAUCCAAUCAUCCAAAAUCCCCAAGAAAACCCUAUCUGUUCCUGAGAUUUCCAAACAGAACACUGAUGGCAAUACAUUUUUGAUUGCAAGCAGCCAGUUUCCAAAAAGUGUCAAAGCUGAAACUGUCACAGCACCAGCUGUUAUUCCUAUCAAGAAGUAUAUCAAACACAAAUUGGAUGUGACUAAAAGUACACAAACCAAAAUUUUAGCAUUGCCCAGAGAGCAGACAAAGAGCCCCUCAAAAACAAACAGCCUCUUCAACAAAAUAAAGUGCCCGGCCAUAGUUAAAGUGGAGGAAGACUCAAAUGAUUCCAGUAGUGACGAUGGCAUUGAGGAAGCUAUACAGAGAUACCAGUUAGAGAAAAAGGAGCAGCAAAACAAAAGGGAACCUUUCAAUCCAUAUGUAUUCAAAGAGGACUCUGACUCCACUAGCGAUGAUGGAAUUGAAGAAGCUAUUCGCUGCUAUCAACUUGAGCAACUCAAAGAGAAGAGUGUCCUGAACACAACUCCACACAAGCAAAAGCCCUUCACAAAGUCAUUUAUACAUUCUGUUGGAAGUACAAGCACGGAAAAUAUGAAGAAACACAGACUGAGGAAGAAGAAGAAGAGCAGAGCAGAGAAAGAAGGGAAAUCUGUUCAACCUCCUUCGGCGUCCGUUUCCAUAACCAAGAAUACACUCCCAGAGAGCUCGAAGGGUAAAGGAAAUGGAUUGCUUUUGUUUAAAGUAGAAGGUUUUAAAGAGCAGUCUAUCCCUGCCCCUCCAAAGGUUAGUACACCUGCAGAGCUCAUGUGUGCUGAGGCAAUACUGGACAUUUCAAAAACUGUCAUGCCUGGGGCCUUCCAUAAUAGUGUUGGCCUUAGCAGUUGUGCCCCCAUCGAAUCUUCCUUGCAAUCUUCAGCUCUUGACAACUGCCCAGAUGAAGAAAGUGAUGGCAGCUCCAUUGAUAGUGAAGAGGGGAUAGAACAAGAAAUCAGGAUGUUUCUUGAGCAGAAGGCCCAAAUGCAUAAACAACCGCCCACUGCUACGACUCAAGAGCCUCAAAGUGUAAAUGAACCAGAGAAAGCAAAGGCAAAACAAGUUGUGACACAAAAGAAACCUAAUAGAUUGUCUUUGACACAAAGAAGAAAACGUAAAGAGGAAAACUGUAGCAAUUCCAACACGUCCGGGACGGAUAACAAUGUCAAAGAAACUGCACCCAAACCUUCAUCUGAGCACGGAAGUGGAAUCAGCCCAUUGGUGUUUUUCCGUAGAAGCCCACCACAUCCAACAGCUGAAUUACAUAAGACGGAGCAAAGUGGAGAAAAAAGCAGCUCGCUUGACAGUGACGAGGACCUAGACACAGCUAUAAAAGACCUGCUCAAGACAAAAAAGAAGUCAAAGAAAAAAACCAGAGACUUAAAGCGGAAAUCAAGGAUGUGCCCCAAGGAUGAAGAACCACUGCUGGGAAAUACUCUAAAGACCAAAAAGUUGAAACCUGACUCUAUUUCCCAGCACAGCCCUUUGAAAACAGUAGAAAAGAGUAAGGGUAACAUGAAAGACAAGUCUGGAUUGAGUAAAAAGACUAUUUCACAAGUUAAACCAACUCAUAAGAGUAAAGACCAUGAUAUGCAUGAAGGUGAAACGGCAACUGGGGUUCAAAACACCACGUUGCUCCACAAUACUCCAACUGCUCUUGAGAUAAAGGAAGAUAGCAGUUCAGUAGACAGUGAUGACAGCAUUGAGCUAGAGAUCAGGAAGUUUCUGGCUGAGAAGGCAAAAGUUUCCAUCACAGAGAAAAGUAAAGAUGGAGAGUUGUCGAGGAACGGUUCUGCUGUGUUUUGUCCCCCACUUAAAGAUGAAGACAUCAAACAGGAAAAUCAGCUGGCUGAAAUUCCACGAAUAAGUAUCAGUCCUCUCUCCGGACAAUCUCCUCUGAGAAGUCAGCCUCCAACGCCACCGAGUUUUCUGCCAGACUUCUCUACUGUCGCUGCACAGUCGCAUCUGUCCUCAGCCCAAUCCUGCAGUCUUCUGGAGCCAGCAGAUGGGGCGGGGGCAGCUAGAACAGAGCAAUGGAGGCCCAGCACUGGGAAAGGUGCCGUCCAGGACGUCAGCCCGCAGAUGGAGAGAGUUCGGCCAGUUCUGAGUCCGAACAUUGCUCAUUCUCGCUCUGAGUCAAUCAAGUGGCGCCAGAGCCUCGGACUCCCCACAACUGACACUCGGACUCAUAUUCGAACUCCAUUCCAUAUCACUUCAUCUAAAAUUAACGAGACUGCUUCAGCAACCCCACCAUAUCAAAGCGGGGGGCCCAGAUCACAGACUCCAGUUACUGCCUGGUCCUCUGCAAGGACCAGCAGAUCCCCUUUCCCUUGCUAUACAGAGACAAAUGUAAAUACAACUUUCAGAUCUCCUGUUUUGAAUCUUUUGACUUCUGCCGGGCAACAUCCGAGGAUAUCCUUUACACAGAGCCUUGCACCCGGCCACAGGUCACAGUGCCCUAUAGAAGGAGAGACAGAGAGUAUGGUGCAUAUUUCUAAGGACAAGAGUGUGUUUGUCGAGCUGGAAUCUAAUAGGACCAACCAUGUCCAGGUUCGAAGCAGGGAAAGGAUGGAGGGAAAGGAGAGAGCGGACUUGCUAAGUGAGAUAAAGAGAGAAGGCGAGAGCAUGAAGAUAGAUGAUAAAGAAGUGCAUCUAGACAGAACAGACGACGAGUUUCUAGAUGAGGCAGAAUGUGAGUCAGGCAACAGGAGAGAACCAGAGAAGAAGCAGGGCUUUUCCACAUUGUCUUUGUCCAGUGCCAUUGACCCUGGCAUCACCUUCAGACCUUACAUUGCUCUUACCUCAGAGGAGAGAAGCACCAUAUUCAACAGGAGGUAUCUGCCUGAAAAAAGCAAGAAGGGGGUACCUUCUCACAGUAACGCUCCCGUGCAGAGCAAAGUUGUGCAACGUGUCAAAAGAAAGCUUCAGUUCAUUCCAGUCAACAGGACAGGAAGUGUCCAGUGUCCACAGGAUAACAAGAUAAAACUCUACAUUUGAAACAUGCUUGUAGAAGGUUUUUGAUAUGACAGUAUGUAGGUUUAAUAUUUUGCACUUUUUUAGGAAUGCACAUUUCUUUAUGCAAGGUUGCUGUUAAUUUUGAUGUUGCUGUUUUUUACAAAACAUUUUUGAGUUGGGUUUUGAAAAAAAUAUGUUGCCUUCUGUAAUGUUGUGGGUUAUACAAUGAAUAUUCUACAAAAUAUGUAGGGGUAAAUGGAAGAAAGUUCACAUUGUUUGUUUAACCAAUGAAGAGUUUUUCACAGCUUUGUACUAAAAGUAAACCUUUUUUUUCUUCAUAUUUCCACUGAAUAUUUUCGGUCCAAUAAUGUCAGGGUUUUUGUUUGUUUGUUUUUUUUAAACUGAUUGGACUGUCCUUAAUCAGAUGGAUCUACAGUUGGGCUUCUUUUGUUGUAGAAAGACGAAUUUUUAUUGCUAAACGUUUGUUCUAAAUCUGGAGUUAUUCUAGCAUUUUAAUGCAAUGACCAGUUAAAACAUAUAUUCAACAGCUGUUACGUUUUUUUUUGCCAAACAUUCUAUAUAAUUUAUUUCUUAAAUUAACGAUAGAUUGUUUUGUCAUAGCUAAAUAACAUGGGGUUGUUAUAU
Centropristis striata (black sea bass) is the source of this 4279-nucleotide messenger RNA. RefSeq names its product protein phosphatase 1, regulatory subunit 26 (gene ppp1r26). NCBI's taxonomy places the organism in Eukaryota, Metazoa, Chordata, Actinopteri, Perciformes, Serranidae. The record is from RefSeq and is a predicted model, not a curated record. The coding region runs from base 209 to 3676 and encodes 1155 amino acids. The transcript is spliced from 5 exons. Gene Ontology annotation, molecular function: protein phosphatase inhibitor activity. Gene Ontology annotation, biological process: negative regulation of phosphatase activity.